CACGACUUAGCUAUCUCCUCUAAUUAGAAGACGAAGAAGAUAGAUAUAUCAGAUCUUAUCAAAACCCUAGCUUUCGGUUUCUCUCUCGAUCCUUAGCUCGGAGAAUUUCUCAAUCGAAAACUGUAUUAGGAGCUGCGAUGGGUUCCAGAUCUCGUAAUGAUAAUUUCCAGUCCGGCGAUGGCGCUAGUCCUGGUAAAAUAUUCAUUGGAGGAUUGCACAAAGAUACGACUAAUACUGUGUUCAAUAAGCACUUUGGCAAGUACGGGGAGAUUACAGAUUCUGUCAUUAUGCGUGAUCGACAUACUGGACAACCUAGGGGUUUCGGUUUCAUCACCUUUGCUGACCCUUCUGUUGUUGACAAAGUUAUCGAAGAUAAUCAUAUCAUCAAUGGCAAACAGGUUGAGAUCAAAAGGACUAUUCCCAAAGGUGCUGGCGGCAAUCAGUCAAAGGAUUUCAAAACAAAGAAGAUUUUCGUUGGUGGUAUACCCUCCACUGUUACAGAAGAUGAACUUAAGGACUUCUUUUCCAAGUAUGGGAACGUGGUGGAGCACCAGGUUAUCCGAGACCAUGAAACAAACAGGUCCAGAGGUUUUGGUUUUGUAAUUUUUGACAGCGAAGAAGUCGUAGAUGAAUUAUUGUCCAAAGGAAACAUGAUCGAUAUGGCAGACACUCAGGUGGAGAUCAAGAAAGCUGAACCAAAGAAAUCUCUAAACCGUUCACCUCCUUCUUACGGUAGUCAACCUAGAGGUCGUUCUUCUAACGAUAGUUAUGGCGGUUAUGGUGGACCUUACGGAGGUUUUCAUGGAGGUUAUGGUCCUCCAGGUCCCAUUAGGUCACAUGGAGGUCCUCCUAGUAGGUUUGCUGGGGGAUAUGGGUAUGGUCGUGGCGGUGUAGGCCCUGAAUUUGGAGGAGGAUAUGGUAAUUAUGGGGGUGGUAGUUUAGGAGGUUACCGGAAUGAACCACCCCUUGGCUAUUCUAGUCGUUUUGGACCCUAUGGGAGUGGGUUUGCUGGCGAGGGAUAUGGUCGUGGAGGAGGGGAAGGCUAUGGGGCAUAUGGUGGUGGAGGAUAUGGUCGUGGAGGUGGGGAAGGCUACGGGGGAUAUGAUGGGCCUGGUUACGGUGGUGCAUAUGAAUCUGGUGUCCCAGGUGGCAGUUAUGAAGGAGCAGGUGGUCCAUAUGGGAGGGGUUAUAGUAGCAGUAGUCGAUACCAUCCAUAUGCAAGAUAGGGUCGAGGUAAUAGCAAUCAAUAGAAGCUAUAGAAGCUUCUCUCACAGGUUUCUCUAGAUUGUUCCAAUCGCUCUAGGUGCAUUCUAGAGUUAUCAUGUAGCGCCAACAUCAGGAAGGAUUGCUAAGGACAGGAAGAACAUCAAAAAACUUUUAUUAGAUAUCUUUUAGUGUGUGUUUACCUAAUUUAAGUGUUGUCUUAUCUCUUUAACUUAGAUUGUGUUAUGUAGACUUUAGAAUAUUUGGGUUUGGAGUUUGUUUCUCACUGGCACAAGAAUAAUUUAGAGUAAGCCUAUUUAUCA
This is a messenger RNA of Arabidopsis lyrata subsp. lyrata, 1526 nucleotides long. Its product is annotated as heterogeneous nuclear ribonucleoprotein A3 homolog 2. The coding region runs from base 138 to 1226 and encodes 362 amino acids. The record is from RefSeq and is a predicted model, not a curated record. The transcript has 6 exons. Lineage: Eukaryota; Viridiplantae; Streptophyta; Magnoliopsida; Brassicales; Brassicaceae. Gene Ontology annotation, biological process: regulation of gene expression. Gene Ontology annotation, molecular function: RNA binding. Gene Ontology annotation, cellular component: nucleoplasm.